GACGCAUAGGAGCCAUACCAUCACAUACACCCAGAACCAACAGAGGCCGAGCUGCUUUCUUCUGCCACCAUGUCAGCUGGAGGAGAUUUGGGGAACCCUCUGAGGAAAUUUAAACUGGUGUUUCUGGGGGAGCAGAGCGUGGGUAAAACAUCUCUCAUCACUAGAUUUAUGUAUGACAGUUUUGACAACACAUACCAGGCAACCAUUGGAAUUGACUUCCUAUCGAAGACAAUGUACCUGGAAGACCGAACAGUGAGACUUCAGCUGUGGGACACAGCUGGACAGGAGCGUUUCAGAAGCCUCAUCCCAAGUUACAUACGUGACUCUACAGUAGCUGUGGUCGUCUAUGACAUUACAAAUGUAAACUCCUUCCAGCAAACCUGCAAAUGGAUUGAUGAUGUCAGAACAGAGAGAGGAAGUGAUGUCAUCAUCAUGCUAGUCGGCAACAAGACAGAUCUAGAAGAGAAGAGGCAAAUUACGAUUGAGGAGGGGGAGCAGAGAGCCAAAGAGCUGAAUGUCAUGUUUAUCGAGACCAGUGCCAAAACAGGAUCCAAUGUCAAACAGUUGUUUCGUCGGGUUGCUGCAGCCCUACCUGGGAUGGAGAGCUUGGACGAUGCAAAUCCUGAAGGCAUGAUCGACAUCAAGUUGGACAAGCCGGCGGAGCCCAGCGUUCCCGAGGGCGGGUGCUCAUGUUAAUGCAGAGCUGCGGUCGGACAGCUCCCUUCACACCAUAGGCUUGUUGUGUUGCUUACUACUGGUUAGCUUCCAGUUGACUUCUCUAAUUGGAUAUAGGAUCGGGGCCUUGUAUCUGAUUGGACAAAUCAAAUGUUAUUUCUCAGUCUUGUUCAGUUGUAAAAUAUUGUAUACUUUGUCAAUAUGUAAGUGACCGGUGGAGAAAGGGAAGGUAAAAAACCCACCCACACACACACACACAAACAUACACACUCUCACAAUGACUUGAAAAAAUUAAAGAAAAACUUGUUUGGAAAAAUGAAAAAGAAAGACAAACGGGAAAACCAAAUGGAGUUCUUUUCGCUGUUAUGUUUUGUAUUUUUUAUAUAUAAAAAGGGAAAGCACUAAAAAUGAUGCCUGAACAUAGAAGGAGAAAUACUGGGGGCCGAACACGUCUGAAUGUCUGCAGCACGCAUGCACGCUGAUCUGAUCUUUGACCUUUGGCCUGCCCUCCAGGGUCUCUAUGCUCUGGAAGAAGGUUGACUAUCUUAGAAUGUUUUAUAGCAUCCACUCUAUAGCAUCUCAUGACAAAACGUAUCUCAUUUGAUAUUCCCACCAGAGUCAACUUCUAGUAGGUUCACCUAACAGUAGCUGUAAAACGUGGCACUCUAUCUCUAUGGGUUUAACUUUUAUAGAACAAACUGUACUGUGGUUGAAAAAAAAACGAAGUAACAGAAACCAACUUACUAUCACAACUCCUCCCUCAGAACACGUCUUUCCUAUUCCGUCUUUUCCUCUCUUGACCCCUCCCUCCUUCUUCCUCUCUUCUUCCCGAUACUACUCAUAUAAUGAUCCUCUGUAAUGCACUGCAUUGUAUAUAAUAAUGUAAUAUGUAUGUUGUGAACGUCCCUCUGUAGCAGUGGUCCUUGUUCACCAGUAUGAAUAAUGUAAUAAUGUUUAAUGAUUAAUAAAUUAAAAAUUAAAGGGC
This is a messenger RNA of Cynoglossus semilaevis (tongue sole), 1660 nucleotides long. RefSeq names its product RAB6B, member RAS oncogene family b (gene rab6bb). Gene Ontology annotation, molecular function: GTP binding; GTPase activity. The transcript is spliced from 8 exons. The record is from RefSeq and is a predicted model, not a curated record. Bases 70 to 696 code for a protein of 208 amino acids. Lineage: Eukaryota; Metazoa; Chordata; Actinopteri; Pleuronectiformes; Cynoglossidae.